This is a messenger RNA of Labrus mixtus (cuckoo wrasse), 3185 nucleotides long. RefSeq names its product UPF0450 protein C17orf58 homolog. The transcript has 5 exons. NCBI's taxonomy places the organism in Eukaryota, Metazoa, Chordata, Actinopteri, Labriformes, Labridae. The record is from RefSeq and is a predicted model, not a curated record. Gene Ontology annotation, molecular function: protein binding. The coding region runs from base 99 to 1325 and encodes 408 amino acids.
CCGUCCCUUCUCAUUCCUGAGCGGCCCCUAUAAAAAUCCCAGGACUCCCUUGCUCUGCAGCAGACCUUAACGUGUGUUCACAUCCUGAACAAACCAGGAUGACAGGGAUUAUUCUGUUCCUCUUGUUUCUCGGGUUUCCUCUUGACAAGGCAGAGGAGCAUGUUGUCAACGAGCUGUACACUCUGAUAGAAAAGGGCCAGACCGGCUUUGUUGACCCAGCAUCGAGCAACCAGAGCUGGCUGGUGGUUAAAGAGCCCUCCCUGCCAAUCAACGAGCUUCUCGAGAAGAGCAGCAAGACCAGCGAGUCCAAGUUCACCCUCCAUCCUCUCCCCUCAGCCGUCUGGCCCAAACACAGUGACCUGGCCCCCCUCCCUCGCCACCACAGCCCGCACAACAAGAGCAAGAAGGGCCCCAAGAGCGACCGUCUGGUGGAGCACAACAGCGAGAAAACCAGAGGAGAAGUUGCCGGUCUGCUCCCCAAAACUUUGCUGACGGCAGCCACAGCAGCUGCCACAAACAUCAACAACAACAACAACAACCGCACUGUGCAGAAACCAAACCAGGACACCCAGUCCAACAUCAGUCCUCCUCAGCAGAGCGAACCAGAGGGACACCCCAACUCCAGACCCAGGCCUCCAGUCCAAACACAACCUCAGGUGCAGCCGCAUCAACCGGCACCUUCCCCACGCAGAGACCCCCCAAACCGACGUCUGGACCCAGAGGAGAACCGGCCAGGAAAGUCCAGCCUCUAUCAGUCGGGUAUUGGUGCAGCGACCCGGAACAACAGCCGCCCUCCUGUGGUCUUUAACCGGCGCUCCUCCAGCCUGCUCUACCAGUUUGACAUCUUAAGGCGAGAGUCUUCUGACUUCACCCAUGACGCCUUCUGCAUGAGCGAGUGCAGGAAGGAGAAGGAAGAGAGAGAGUAUUACUGCUACAGUGAGUUUGCCAUCAACGGGAUUGUUCACGACAUUGACGUCUUGCGUAAAGGGAUCCGCCUCAUUACUCUGAUGGUGAGCAGCGACGGUUUCUACAAGAUGAGUCGUCUCUACGUGACCCCAGACAGCUUUUUCUUUAAAGUUCGCCUUCUGGUCUUGGACACCUACAAAUGCAGCAAGCCCUGCCCUGACAUCAAACUUGGGACACGAUACAUUGUGAUGGGCCAGAUCUACCACCGGAGGCGCCAUCUUCCCACCGACCUCCUGAACCUCCUGGGAGGUAAACUGAAGCCUGGAGACGGCCUCCUGCGAAGUAACAACUAUGUCAAGAGGUUCAACAAACGGAGGCACCAGAAGGCCCUGGAGGCAACCCGCUCCAGGUGUAGGUGAACCAAAAACCGGACUAUCGCCCCCUGCUGCAGGGGAAGAGACAUUGCAGCCUGAACUUAAGAAGUAUCCCCUCAGUAUUGUGUAAGACAGAAGACACUUUUCAGACAUCGUGGAUUUAUUUUCUUAUGGACUGCUAUCAUGUUUCUGUAUCCAGGUCAUCUUUCUCUUACUCUUUUGUUUAGUUCUUUUAAGUACCGACUUAUGACGCAUUUAUGGAAAAUACAAGUUGCUUAAUUUAAGUGUUUCUUUAAUGAUAAUUUGCUAACAUUUAGGUAUCAAAGAAGCCCCCAUCAGCCCCAUAAUCAUGUUUCAAACUAGCAGCUAGACUCAAAUCCUCAUUAAUUCAUGGCUGGUUCAUGAAGCCCCCAAAUUGAAAAUGUUUAAAUUAUAUUGGGAAAUAUGUCUUGUAAUCAUAACACUAUUUGUUAUUCUUGUUAUUUAAUCUCCUGUGAGGAACUUUCAGUUUGUGUCAAUGAUGGCGCCCCCUAUGGACAAAGCAGUAUCACUUAGGCCCUGUGUCCACAGACAGCGUUAUGCGCUGGCAGCGCUUGUUUUCAAUACAAAACCUAGUAGUUCAGCAUUUUCAGUACUCAGCACCCUGAGAGCUAAAAUGCCCUCGCGACAGAAGUUUGUUCCCACUGCGCUCACAGAGGUCUCAGUUGAAAACAAUUAAACUGUUGGAACAGCGUUGUGCUUGUCAAUGUCACUUCUCCCUCACCGACCAAUCAGAAUCAAGACGUGGAGGGACUGGAGAUGGUAGUAUGACUCCACUUUUUCAGGUGUGCUGCUGAUGCCAGGACACGACUCCUUUACAUUGUUUUGAUGUUUUCUUGGUGAUAUGUCCUUGAAUUAAAGCAAAUAUUUAACACACGGAGCUAUCUAAAAUACACCUAACUGUCACUAGAGAGGGAAGCUCAAAAAUUAACAUAACCUAGCAACAAUGAGUUGAGCUGGUGAGAAGCGCUCUAAAACGAAGGUUCUGAACGCUUCCAGCUGUGGACUCAAGCCCUGAUCUCGUUGCAGAUCCUUCCCACGUGUAGGCUGUGUUUUCUGACAAAAAAUCUCAUUUUGAUUUCUUUGAACAGUCUAAUGUCUCACCAAUCAAUCCAUCAAUCUUUGCUGUUAAAAAUGUAAAAAAAAAAAAAAAGACAGUUUAAUAAUCCAACACCUACACUGGAGCAGUGGUUUCAGGCCUUAAACAUUUACAAUUUAUAAUUACAUUAUCUUGUUGCUGAUGGCUUUGUUUGCCUUUAGAAGUCAUAGAAAAUUAUCAGUAUUAAUUUCCAGUUGCUGUCUACAUUUAAGAACAAGUAGGAGUCUUGGAUCUCAACGUACAAGUCCAUUAUUUGAAUCAUGCAGAUUUGAUGGUUUAUGUAUCUAAAUUGAAAGGAAUGCAUAAUGUUGUAUUGCACUGAGUAGUAUUGUUUUGUAGCACCCCGAUCCCGUACAUGUUGUCACUGUGGUUGUUUUUGAGUAGCAGGAAAUGCACUGUUAUUGUUCCAAGGACAAAAGGGAGGGAAUGAAGGGCCUGAAAAAAAAAGCUUCCACAAACCUCAGCAGAGAGAAGAGAGCACAAGACCUUCGCUUGUCAUGAGAGCGGCUUGUUUUUCUAACUUUAAUUAUGUGUCCACGAUGAAAUAUCUGCCUGAGUAGACCGGGACAUCAAAAGGGGCCUUGCUGAAUGAAGAGGGGGGUUUGUUGUUGUAGGGACUACGGCAUAAAUCCAAUCGCAGGAAUCUGAUCCUCUCCACACCUGGACACAAGUGCCUCCUUCACUUCACCUCUUUGGGGUGGAUCUUGUUUUCUUGCUUACACACAAACACAUUCUCCUCUACAUAGGCCAAAGCUAAAAAAAAUAAA